AGAGUGAUUCAGCUGCAGAGAAACGGAGCUCAGCUUCAUCCCUGCGCAGUUUCUGGUCCUGUCCCAGAAACCAGCUGCUGGAUCCGGAUCAACGCCGCAAAGGAGAUACCGGACCAGGCCGAACCGAAGCCCAGCAAGCUGAUCCGAACCGAGCCGAGCUGAGCCAGGCCAGAAUAAAGACAGAGACAGACAGGCGGCUUCAUCUCCUUCUGCAGACUGAGCGGAGUCUUCCUCACCGAGUCAGCAGAGAUGAGAACAUCCUGUUGGUUCCCCUUGAUUAAACUGAUCCAGGAUCAGUGAUGUGGGCUCAGUUUCUGCAGCGAUCCAACAUGGCUGCCUCAGCGCUGACAGUGUGUGUGUUUAUCCUGCUGCAGGCUGAGAUCAGAGGUUUGCAGUCGGAGGACCAAGAGGAGAGAAUCUGUGCGUUUGCCAGCAGCCUGAAGGGGGCGGAGCCUGUCUCCACCAAUGAGCUACGAGGAGAGGUUCAGGAGAACGGCACGAUACGCUGCAGUCGCGGCUCCCGCUGCUAUGGAUUGUGGGAAAGACUCGCGGACGGAGAGAUGCAGCUGCUGAACCAAGGUUGUUGGAUGUAUGUGGGCCACCACCAGGAGUGUUAUGGUGACCGCUGCAUCCUGGUGACUAUGGCUCCAUCUCAGAUGCAGAAAGCCAGCUACCAUUUCUGCUGCUGCAGCCACGACCUCUGCAACAGUAAUUAUACUGAAGCUCCGCCCACCGCCGACACGCCCACCCUGAGGUCGAUAAGGAGGGACGACCUCAACCUCAGUCCCACAGAUCGUCAGAUGACGGCGAAGGAGACAGCUCUCGUUGCCCUGGCAACUGUGGCUAUGGCAGCCCUCCUCAUCAUGGCGCUGUUCCUGGGAUACCGGAUGAUGAAAAGGAAGCACAAGCAUGGUCUGUCUGCUGUGAAUGCAAUGGAAGCAGCAAACUCUGACUCAGCUGUGGACCUUGAUAACUUGAAACUGCUGGAGCUGAUUGGUCGAGGUCGUUAUGGAGCGGUGUUUCGUGGCUCUCUGAAUGAACGAUGCAUUGCUGUUAAAGUUUUCAGCUCUGCUAACCACCCAAACUUCUCCAACGAGCGCUCCAUCUACCGACUGCCGCUGCUGCAGCAGCAUGACAACAUCGCCCGCUACCUGGCCGCCGACGAGAAGACGACAGCCGAUGGGCGACCAGAGUUUCUGAUCCUCAUGGAGUACUACCCACAUGGCUGUCUGUCUCAGUACCUGUCUGUGCAUACUGUGGACUGGCUGACCUGCUGCAGGAUGGCCCACGGCAUCACCAGAGGACUCGCCUUCCUGCACACUGAACUCUACAGAGGAGACCAGUACAAGCCCCCCGUGGCCCACAGAGACCUGACCAGCAGGAACGUUUUGGUCCGAUCCGAUCUGUCCUGUGUCCUCGCCGACUUUGGCUUGUCAAUGAAGCUGACUGGAACCAGAACCUGUCGGCCCGGAGAAGAUGAAACCAUGGCCAUAUCUGAGGUGGGGACAGUUCGGUACAUGUCCCCGGAGGUUCUGGGAGGAGCGCUGAACCUCAGAGACUGUGAAUCGGCUCUGAAGCAGGUGGACGUGUACGCUCUGGGUCUGCUGUACUGGGAGAGCUUCAGGAGGUGCUGCGACCUGUUCCCAGGGGAAGCCGUUCCAGAGUACCAGCUGGCGUUCCAGGUUGAAGUCGGGAAUCAUCCGAGCUUCGAGGACAUGCAGAUCCUGGUGGUCCGAGAGAAACACAGACCCAGAUUCCCAGAAGCCUGGAAGGAGAACAGCCUGGCUCUGCGGGCUCUGAAGGAGACCAUGGAGGACUGCUGGGACCAGGAUGCUGAGGCUCGACUUACAGCUCAGUGUGCUGAGGAACGCCUGGCUGACCUCAUCCUCCUGAGCCCUCAUACAGCACUGCACAACCACAGGAAUCUGACUCACAGCCGCUGGACUCCUCAAGUUGGCUCCGCCUCCUGCUACAUCGAGGAUCUCCAAGUGGGCGUGGUUAAAAAUCUCCAGGGAGACGGGCACUCGGCGUCGGUUGUCAGGACGGCCGUGAGUGGUGCAGAAGUUGGAGAGAAGAACAAGAACUGCAUCAACCAGCAGCGGCAACAGAUUAAAGCUCGUUCGGCCUCCUCAGACUGCAGCGUGAUCACCACCAGCAGCCUGAGGACAGACUCUGUCCUUUGCAGCGUCUCUGAGCUAAACGGGGGCGCUGCACCCAGUAUUCCUGUCUGUCUACAGCUCACAGAGGAAGACCUAGAGGCCUCCAAACUGGACCCUAAACAGGUACAGAAAAACCUGAGAGAAACUUCUCAGGAAAACCUGAUGGAGCAUUCUCAGAAGCAGUUUGGAUCAGCACCACAAACCUCCAACCUGCAUCACAGUGUGGAGGUGACCAAUCAGGAAGAAGCAGGACCUUCCUUCUCCAUCCAGCCCCUCCCCAAACAGCAGAACGUUCGCCAGAGGCCCACCAGCCUCCACCUGCUCCCCAAACCCAGCGAGUCCCGACUGAAGCUGGGAAGGCUCAGGUCCACUCACCAACAGGUGGAGACAGGUGUGGCUAAGAUGAACCAAAUUAUCCCAUCUGUGGAGGCACACCUGGUCACCAUGGUUACCAACAUGAGGAGCAGCGCCACGAACGGGACUGAGGUCCUCUGUGCCUCCAGCAGCUACAGCUCCGGCGUUCCCGUCCUGGUGACCAAUAAGACGAGAGGAGGAGGGAGAACCAACCCUGCAGGGCCGCAGGAGGAUGAGGGGGAUGAAGGACGAAGAGGAGGAGGAGGAGACGGAGACAGCCGACUGAACCUGAAUCUGAACUUCAGUCCUGAUGAACAUGAACCUCUGCUGAAGAGAGAGCAGCUUCCUGCUGAGAGCGACCCUCCUCCUCCUCCUCAUCAUGGUUCAUCGAGCAGAGCGGGAGGACGAGGAUCCAACUCCAACAACAACAACAACCGCAUCCCGUUGGGCUUAGAGCUCCAUGUUCCUGCAGAGGUGUGUGUUCCUAAACCAGAAACCAGGAACAGUGAACCUCCUCCUGCAGGCUCUGUUAUUCUUUCUGGAUUAGAAAUGGUGUCAGUCCAUCCUGAGGACAGAAGUGAAGCCGCAGAUACUGAAAUAUGUCAGAAAGAAAUUAAAACUCCAACAGACGGAGGCCUACAGGAACAGAACUUGGCUUCAGAAGCAUCAAUAGCUCCUCUGAAUCCAUCAUUGGUAGAAAUUACAGCUACAGGAGCUCCACCUCUGGACAUCUCCAACCUGGAAGCUAAAGAUUUGGAUCCUGCUCCUGCAGAAAGUCUGGCGUCAGAACCUGUAGAGCUGCAGAAUCAACCUUCAGAAGCUCAGACAGCAGGUCUGUUGCUCAGGCAGACUAAAACCAGGAGACCGGAGCGUCCAUGUUCCCUAGACCUGUCCUCCUCCUGCAUCUCCUCAGAUGAUGUUUCUGUGAUGGACCAGGGCAGUCUGAGCGCCACAGGUGAGAAAAUCAAGCGCCGCGUGAAAACGCCGUACACCCUGAAGAAGUGGCGUCCAGCCUCCUGGGUGGUCUCCUCAGAUAAGGAUCUGGACCUGGAGUUUGAGUUCAGCAGCGGUCAGGUCCAGGUGUCGUCUGGUCCACUCAGAGCAGGAGGUGCAGGUGUGCCUAGAAUCAACCAGUCCAAGUCCAGCAUGGCCGUGUUUCUGGUCGGAGGAGGAACCACGGCAACCACAACCUCAGAGCCGGAUGGGAUGACCCAGUUCUGAGAAGCCUGCUGCUCCCAGUGGAGAUCUUUCUUCUUUUUUUUUUUUUUUAAGAAUUUAACUUUGGUUGUUGGAAACCGCAGUUAGCUACUCUGAUUACAAAAAAAAAAAAAACAUCUGAGGUGGAACAAACGUGAUGGAACUGAUGCUGUACAUUUAGAGGGCAUUAUUUGUGAAACUCUUCAGAUGGAAAACAGGAACUAGAAUAAUCUACUCUGUGUGCUCAGCAGGGGGCGCUGUGCACUACAUCCUACAACAAAUAGGAAAAAAGACAACCAGAUGCAAAAGAUACAGAGCGAAAUCUGCAGGAUUUUCUCUUGUAAUUUUUAGGCAUUUUUAUUCUCUGGAAGCAGAAACAAGUUUUUUAAAUGUCUCCUUGGUUAUCCUAUUUAACAAAUAGUAUCUGAAAGCAUACUAGAAUCUUUUUGAAAGGUUACUUUAUAAGAAAAAAAAAAUCUAAUCCAAAACCCUUGAUGCUGAUAUGAGACAAAAUGGUAGAGCCCCUUUUCGAUUAACCUUCCAGCUGGUUGUGACCUGCCUGAGUUAAAGCAUUUUCCUUCUGAGGUCUGUCACCAUGGCAACACAUCGGACACACAGCUGGUCAGACAUAUUUCAUUAUAAUGAUAAUGAAAUAUGUCAUCAUAAAGAUGAUUUUAAACAGUUGGAUAAUACAGAGAUUCACUUUCUCUGAUGUCCAACAGCAGCGUAAAAAAAAUAUUAGUCACAUUCAUACUUUAAAUGUUUGGUUGCCACUUUGAUAAGUGUCUUAAUUUGCACAUUUUUCCUCAUCUUCAGUGUCUUACCAGGCCCAAAUCAAUAAGCACAAUAAUAAAUCCCUCAAGAUUUCUGUACGAAAAGAGGAACUGGUUAAUUUGGGUGUGAUGUCAUUUCCUGAUCCAAAUUUUGACUUCUGAUGUAAAUCAGAUCCUUGAUCACCAGUUUAUCUUCCUGGUGUUAGUGAAGAUGUUCUGGUGUGCUCAAAUACAUGCACAUAAUUUACACUUGUAUUUGAGUUUUCUACACAGAAUAUAAACGUAAAAUAAUUUGUGAUAUUACACCGAAAGGAGCCUGCAGACAAGUUGACACUCUGGACAGAUUUUCAGACAUAAAACUGGAUCAGAUUUAAACAAAUUAACCAACAAACACAUAAAUACCCAUUAGAUUAUCAUAUAGAUGAUCAUCAGAAAUUAUCAAAACCUCCCUGUUGAUGAAGUUAGUGGGAAGAGAGAGGCUUUCAACCAAUAAUGUUUUAUUUUUUUAAGCACUUUAAGCACAGAGUUAGAGUAAUAUAUUGUGUAUGUGGUUCAGUUUUAGCACAAAGAGCAACUUAUUUAAGAAAUUCUCACUGAAACAGUAAAUGUUGAUCUGCAGCUACUUUCUUAACCUGUUUACAGUCUGGAUCAGAUGGUCAACAGAUUCUGGAGAAUCUUUUUUAUUUACACUUUUAAAAACUGGCUAGAGAGAACCAUAGAGAAGCAGGACUGAAGUCUGAAGACAGAGGAAGAAAACAACAGACAGGUUCAGGUUACGGCUCAGAUGACAGCGGGACUGAAUGAAAAUUAAAACAUCAGAGUUGUCGGAAGACAGAAGAACAAAUGCAGUCUUUUUGGUGAACUGGACCUUUAAACAGCUGCUAUCUUGCCCCGUCAACAUUGUCUUCUCCUUGAUGAUCAAUUCAAAAACCUUUAGAGUUUAGGCCUAAUGUGAUUUUAAAUAGUUUUAGUCUGGCAGGUUAAAAUUGUGAAUCCUUCAGAUUCUAGCAGAUCUCAUUUUCUAUCAUGUUUAAAAAAACAAACCGGUUUCCAACAGGAAGUUUUUAAUGUCCAUUUUUCUAAAGCAGGAGUUAGAUCUUUUUUAAAAUAUAUAUGUAAAAACAGCAGAACAUGAAACAGAUUUCAGUCCAGUUUCAUGUUUUCUUUGAGCUUUUUAUAACAGAAGCUCUGCAGGUGCAGGAGACUUUUUCUGCAGACUGUGGCUGUUUUAUAUAGAAAUGCCUGCUGCGAUAUUUACAUUUACAUUUAUUUACAUUUCAUCUAUAUCAACUUGUUUAAAUGUGCACUUGCAGUAAAUUAGCAGCAUUUAGCAUUUAAUAAUGGUGUCCAACUGUUAUUUAAGAUCUGAAGAUGCCUUCUUAGUUCUGUUUGGUUAUUUUUGUAUUUUAUACACUUUGUACUGUUUUUAGAUGCUGGUGUGAGUGAAUGUGUGUGUAUUCUGAGAAACUGUUCCUGUUUUACUUCAUUAUGUAUGCAUCGGUGGGUCUGCUAGUAGACUGAGCUGAACUUCAGAGCCAGAUUGGUUCUUGGAGAACUGAAGCUGUUCUUUCAUCCAGGAGGAACAGGACUUGAGGAAAGAAGACUUUUUAUGGGAGUGAUGGUUAAGGAGCUCUGGUUUUACUGGUUUCAGCUCCAGGAUGUGUCCACCAGUUCAGCUGCUGCAGGCGUCAGUCAUCAUGUCCCUCCCACUAAAAGACUCUGCAGCUAAUUUUGUAACCUCCCUCUGUACAGUUCUUUCUGCUGAUGGAUGACUGCACAUUAUAAACUGACGUUUCAUUUGCUGGAUCUUGGAAAGAAAGUUGCAUCUUCAUCACAGUAAAUUAGAAUCUCACUGGGAAGUUUGCUUAUUUCUAUAAAAAAAGUGAAACCCAUAUAUUUGUUUCAUACACAGUUAUGUGUGUAUAAAGUGUUUGUUUCUGUUCAUUUUGAUGAUUAUGACUUACAGCUAAUGAAAAGCCAAAAUUCUGUUAAACUAAAAAUAGCAUAAAGGAUUUUAUACACAGUAAUGUUGACUUACUGAAAACUACAUAAGUCUAUUAGAGAUACAGUAAAUUAUUCAAAUUCUUGGUUUGGGCUCUUUUUGCAUUAAGUGCUGCCUCAGUGGGGUGUGGCAUGGAGACAACGAGUCUGUGGUUCUGCUGAAGUGUUAAUGCCUCUCAAAGGAGGUCGCCAGCUUAUCUGCAUAGUUGGCUCUGUCUCUUGUCUUCCUCUGAAAACUGGGACCUUGAUUUCCAAAUUCAAUGUAAAAUUUUCUUUCAUCUAAAAAAAGGACUGAGCCAAAGUUCAGUCCUUUUCUCCUGACGUUGGUUCAAGAGUGGUUUAACACAAAGUUUUCACUCAUGUCUUGGAAACAUCCGUGUGUCAGGACCAUGAAAAUCACAUCUUACGUCUUUAAGAGCUUUGUUUUAUAUCUUUUCAAUGCUGUGGUUAUCAUUGUUGGCUUUCCACCUCUUAGAUUUCUUUCUUCCACUACACUUUGCAUUACCGUUCCUGGAUACAGCACUCUGAACAGACUGUUUCUUAAUCAGUUGUGCUUUUUGGCUAACUCUUGUUCAGUGACUGUCUGCUGGUCAGUUCUGAUAGAAUAAUGCAAAUAUACUUUUCUGAUGCACCAAAUUUUAGGUUUUCAUUAGCUGUAAUAAUAAUCAUAGUGUUAAAAAUGAACAAAAAUAAAUGCUUGAAAUAUAUCCAUAUGUGUAUAGAUGAAUGUAUAGUCUCACUUUUUUACAUUUGUGAAAUCAAGUAACUUUUCAAUGAUAUUCUACAAUAUUGAGAUGUAACUGUAACUGUCACACUGUGCUGCUAGUUAAUUCUGUUAGAGAAAAAAAAUUAAAUAUAUAGCAGCCAAGCAGUGUGUACAUUAGGUUUUAUUAUUACAAAAUGUUUAAAAAAAAGUAAAAAUGAGGUUUUCCAGAAGUUUCUUUAUUAGCUGUUAUCUACUGAACUGAAAUCACAGUUUGCUGCUGAAUUUCCCUUUAAAGUCUUUACUGUAGCUCUCAUAUUUGUAUUUAAUAAUCCUUAUCUGCAUCUGUAGAAAUUCAUUCAGAGUUAAUAUAUUCACCAAUGUAGCCUCGUGCAUGAUGCAUCAGCUCAGUAAAAUGUUUUCUGUUGUUAACGCAGCAGGUUUAAUGGGGGCUGAUUCUGGUUCAGUUCUGCUCCUGGACUGCAUCACCUGCUGGUUCUUCAUCAAAACAAACCCUUUCAGUUCCAGCAUCUUUAAAUAGCCCUCUUCUCGAUGCUUGCUGCCAUCUGAUUGGUCAGCUAGGUAAAACACCGAACAGAAGGGGCCCCUUUAAGCCUGCCUGUGAUCAUGUCCUGCUUGCUGUAUGACUGAAUUGAUUAAGGACUGUGACCAUCAGUGUAAUGAUGUAGAUAUAAUCUGAUAUGUACCUACUGUGUGUCCUCUGAUGGUUCAGGGAUGUUUGAGCUGUUGUUGAACUUGUUGUGCGUUUCUGUGUUUUUCUGUCCGACAUGUUUUCUUCAGUGUAAAUACUCACUGUAAGCUUCCAUAGGGGACCAAGUAGCUCAGCUGUAUACGGUUAGUGUUGUAUUCUGAGCUGCUCACAGUUAUAACAUGUUGUAUCUCCUUCACUGCAUGCUGCCCAGCCCUGCACUCCAUUCUUUACCAAGGUUCAUCCCAGCAUCUCAUAUCUUCAUGUAGAGACUGAAAUAAAAAUAUUGGAGCUUUGAGUUCAUCAUGAAAUU
This is a messenger RNA of Xiphophorus maculatus (southern platyfish), 8209 nucleotides long. Its product is annotated as bone morphogenetic protein receptor type-2-like. The transcript has 19 exons. The record is from RefSeq and is a predicted model, not a curated record. Gene Ontology annotation, biological process: protein phosphorylation; vasculature development; BMP signaling pathway. NCBI's taxonomy places the organism in Eukaryota, Metazoa, Chordata, Actinopteri, Cyprinodontiformes, Poeciliidae. Gene Ontology annotation, cellular component: plasma membrane; signaling receptor complex. The coding region runs from base 300 to 3734 and encodes 1144 amino acids. Gene Ontology annotation, molecular function: ATP binding; transforming growth factor beta receptor activity.